UGCACUUCGAUAGUACUCGUAGUAUGCCCUGUAUCAUUAUAUAAGUCGCAAGUACCUACCUAUUUACGUUAUUUUUCACGACCUACGCGAUAAUUUCUAAUCAAUCGUGUGCUAAUUCGUUGUUUCGCGUUCGCGAUUUGUUUUUUGCACUAGCAAAAGAAAAUCUAACGACCUGUUUGUUGAAAUUAGUCGCUAAUUUCGAAUAAAUAAUACAGUGAAGUGAAUCGGUAUCUAAUUCGAGCAUCAUGAUGCUAAAAACAGCCAAAUACGAGUACGUUUUACUGUUAUUAAAUUUAUACUCGAAUUUCCUCCCAUCAACGACUUGUACCAAAAUAGUCACCGUCAACGAAGGAGAAGAAGCGAGUUUCGAAUGCUCUGCAGAAACCACACAAGUAUGGUGGAACAGAUACGAGUUAUAUUGCCCGGAAAUAAUUCCAUCCAGUAUGGAUUUGAUAACAAACGAUUCGAGAUUCUUUUUAAACAACAGCACCUGGCCAUAUUUCAAUCUAACAAUCGGCGAUAUUCAACACUCGGACGAAGGAAUGUACCGUUGUAUGAGUAUUUCCCCACCCUACCUUAUCAUCGCCGAAUACCUUCUGUUGGUGCGAAAUGAGCCGUCAGAUGAUAAGAAAGUAAUCAAAGAACACGGUUCGGUCGAGUUGCGAUGUUCGGCAGAAAAUGCAGAAACCGAAAUGGAAGUGAUUUGGGUGCGUAAGAAUCGCGAAACUUUCCCCUCCGGUGAACGCUAUCACGUCGGUAAUGAGUUGAAAUUUAAUAACGUCAGUAGAUUCGAUGCUGGAACGUAUCGAUGUAGUGGUUUGGUGAUUUUCAAAGAAAUCGAUUUAGCGGUGAAAUAUGCUCCGAUUAUACAUAAUCUUAGCGUGAUUACGGAGUUUGCGAAGGUUUGCCCGAUUGAGGAAGUUUACCCCGAACCACGUAUUGAAUUGGCUGUGUUUGAUAUCGCAUUCGAAUGUCUUGUCGAAGCCUACCCCGAACCGGAAGUGUUCUGGUAUAAAGACAAUACGCGAUUAAUUAAUAACAUGAACUUUAGAAUCGAACGUAGAAAAGUUAACGCUACUGUUUGGAAAUCCACGCUCAGAAUGAUAGAGUCGAACCAGGAGGUGAACAAAGGCGUUUAUAAAUGUGUAGCCAGGAACAAAGUUGCAACUGUAAGUCGAGAAGUUCCAAAGAUAUUCCAUUUGGUGUUGGAAACUCAGACUCGGCCGUUUGCAAGAUGAUUAUUAGUAUUUUCACACAUGACUGGGUGCAUUUUGUUUCGAAAUUAUUUGUAAAAUGUGUUUCAAAUUGUUUAAGUUGUUAUUUAUUAAAUUUUUUUGGAAAA
Planococcus citri (citrus mealybug) is the source of this 1342-nucleotide messenger RNA. Its product is annotated as lachesin-like. The coding region runs from base 246 to 1238 and encodes 330 amino acids. NCBI's taxonomy places the organism in Eukaryota, Metazoa, Arthropoda, Insecta, Hemiptera, Pseudococcidae. Gene Ontology annotation, cellular component: neuron projection. The transcript has a single exon. The record is from RefSeq and is a predicted model, not a curated record.